Candidula unifasciata is the source of this 3069-nucleotide messenger RNA. The record is from the annotation of a GenBank genome assembly. Lineage: Eukaryota; Metazoa; Mollusca; Gastropoda; Stylommatophora; Geomitridae.
CAUCAUGUGCCCAUUGCAUUACUGACAUUGAAAAAAAGUGUCUUUAACUUUACAUUAACAUAUAUGUUUUUACUUGAAAUAAUGAUGUUGUUUAUUCUAAAACCCUCAGAUGAUAUUUACUUGCUGUCCGUGAUUGCCAACUCCACCCGUGUGCCGGUUGUCGGAGACAGCCUGAAAGUGACUUGUUCGGCCAAUAGAUGGUUGUACAGCUCCGUCAGUUUGUACAUGCUGACACCUGACCUCAAGCACAGUCCGGUCACUCCUGUGCAGCAACAGAACAGCACAGCUGCUGACCUGUCCUCUACUGCCACCAGUGCUGCCACCUCUGGAUAUUCCUACAGUACGACAGACAGCGAUCAUAUGACGGCAACUGACCUGGGGCAGUCCCAGGUGAUGACUACAGGGGCAUUCAGGACAAGUUGGCCGAGAAUAGUUCACAGAAUAAUUGGCAAUCAGAUUCAAGUCACAAUGGAGUGGGAGAGUCUGCAGAACUCAGAUGUCGGUGAAUACAUUUGUAAAGCCACCACUUCUUUUGAUAAUGCUGACCACAUUGCUGUCUACAACCUGUCCUUGAAUGAAAUCUUGGUACCUGUGCUACAUGGACCUACCAGUGGUUCCCGAGUCAGCAUUGUCAGCAUCGGUUCAUCAACUGUCUUCACCUGCAACAUCACCGGCUACCCUCCGCCAAAGGUCACCUGGUUCAAGGAUGAACAGCCAGUCAUUCUCAACAACACAGCCCACUAUACCGUCUCUGACAGUAACCCCUUUAGCCUCACCAUUCAAAAUGCCACUCUGGCUGACCAGGGCAACUAUCAGUGUAUGGGCAGCAACUAUGGAGGCAGAGUUUGGAGUUCCAACAUGACCCUCAUUGUUGGAGUUGAAUCUAGUCAGGCUGCCCUGUCUCCGGUACACAUCGGUGUUAUUGUGGGUGUCCUGCUGAUCAUCGUUGGUGUCUUUGUGUUUAUCAUCAUCAAAAUCAAGCGCUCCAAGUCGGGAUUUCACAAAGAGCUUGAACAGUACCUGAUUCAGCCACAUGGGGAUUACAACCCAGAUCUGCCAAUAGAUGAACAGACAGGUUGUCUGCCCUAUGAUGAAAAGUGGGAAUUCCCGAAGGAAAGAUUACGCCUAGGAAUGAUCCUUGGUCAGGGAGCAUUUGGCAGAGUUAUGAAAGCUGAAGCCAUUGGACUAGAGGAGGGGAAAGAUGUCACUGUGGUGGCGGUGAAGAUGGUGAAAGACUGCACAGAUAAAGAGCAGAUGAUGGCUUUGCUGUCUGAGCUGAAGAUACUCAUCCAUGUAGGACAGCAUUUGAACAUUCUCAACUUGCUGGGGGCAGUCACCAAGAAUAUCAGAUUUGGUGAACUGUAUGUGAUUGUGGAGUACUGCCACUUUGGCAACUUGCGCAACAUCAUGGAUGACAUCGAUGGCCCAGCAUUUGAAGAAAACAGUAAAGCAACUGAGGCCAAGGGUGCAAAGAAAGACCCAUACUAUGUCAACAAAGCCGGGGGUCCUAGGGGCAGCAUAGACAUCCUGGGUCCUAGCCUCACGACCAGAAAUUUGUACUGCUGGGCAUUUCAAGUGGCCAGGGGCAUGGAGUAUCUGGCAUCUAAGAAGUACAUCCAUAGAGACCUGGCAGCCAGGAACGUGCUGCUAGCAGAGGAUAAUGUGGUCAAGAUCUGUGAUUUUGGCCUGGCCAAGGACUUAUACAAGGACCCAGAAUAUCACAAGAAAGGAGAUGGACCUGUUCCAGUGAAAUGGAUGGCUCUGGAGUCAUUUACACACCGGAUAUACACCACAAAGAGUGACGUGUGGUCCUAUGGUAUACUUCUCUGGGAAUUGUUUUCCUUAGGAGGCAAUCCAUAUCCUGGCAUUGAGAUCAAUGAAAAAUUCAUUGGACUCCUCAAGUCUGGCUACCGUAUGGAGAAGCCACCUUAUUCUAGUGAUGAGCUGUACAAAGUGAUGUUACAGACUUGGAAAGUGGAUCCUGAUGAACGGCCAUCUUUCUCACAGCUGGUCUCACAAAUGGGUGACUUUCUAGAGAGCAAUGUUAAGCAGGUAAGACAUGUUGUUUAUGUGCAGGUGCAGACAGUUGCUGACGUUCAUCAGCCCGAAGACAAUGACAGCGGACACUGCAGCAGCUAUGAAGGAGGUGGGCCGGCACCUGUCGGAGGAGUUGACAACGAUGAAUACCUAGUUCCUAUUUGUCCAGAUAAUUCAUACAGCCUAGAAAGUAAGCCAAAGCAAAACUCAUACAGUGUUGACAAAAAGGCCAAACUGAAUCUCUACAGCAUCGACAGGAAACCAAAACAGAAUGUUUACACUACUCCAGGUAAAGCAGCACACUCACCUGUCUCACCUUCUGAGACAACAGCCAAAUUUGGAGCCACACUAGCGAUGGCACCCGAGCUGCGGAAACCGAAACCAUUAGCGGUUGUGUACGACAGCUCCAGCAGAAACAGCGGUGGUGCAAGGGUCGGGGACAAGAGCCGAUUUAGCCAGGGAUCAUCUCCUUCUUACCCUGAAGAUUACAGAAACUCAACACAUGGAGAUUCUGCUGGUUUUACACCCAGCCCUUGUGAAGCCAACACAAGCAGUGUCUCGCCUCCGCCACCAACACCUGGAUCUGUUUCCAGCCCGAUCUCCCUGCCCUCAAAGUCCAAACUUAGUGAUUUUCCUAGGUUUCAGAGCAGUACUAGAGUGUAUGGAGCAGGGCCAGCUUCAGCAAGUAGCAGAGGUGCUAUGCAAUCACCAGCUGUGGCUUCACCAGUAUCACCUUCAGCGAACCCAUUCGCCAGGUACCAAAUGUAUCGUCAUCCUUCUCAGUCACCAGAAGAAGCCUCUCAUCAGAGCUCAAGUCCAAACACAGAUCCUACCAGUGGCGCUAGUCAGCCUUUGCUGGAUGAAACGGUUCGAGUACGGCAAGUGAAAUCUCGGAAUGGUGUCGGACCUGGCAAGUUCAUGUCCAACACAUCCAGCGGAUACAACUCAGAUCUGAGCUCAGGCGAGCCAUCGCCCCCUGCAGACUACCGUGUCGUUUUGGAAGACGUAACGGAAACUGAUAUUUUAGUAUAG